AUGGUGGCAUCCGUUCUCCGCCCCGACCGACCCAUCUUGUAUGGGCUGGUCAUCGAAAGCCUCCUGCUCGAUUGCGUGGCUGUCUCGAGCAGUGCAAAAGCAUCGCAUCUACCGAGAGAACAUCGACAAGCUGAAUACAUUUCUCUCCCAGUCAUGGAUCUCGCAAUCUCGAAGCCAUUGACCCUGCCCUGCGGCCUAGUGCUGCCAAACCGCCUCGUCAAGGCGGCCAUGGCCGAGCAAAUGACAUCCGCAUCCAAACACCACCUCCCCGACGAGGCCUUCGACGCCGUCUACCAAACCUGGGCCAAAGGCGGCUGGGGCAUGAUCCUAACCGGCGCCGUCCAAAUCGACCCCCAAUUCCUCAACCACCCCGGCGACGCCGCCCUCCCCUCCGCCACCCCCCCGACCACCCUCCUCACCCACUCAUGGCACCGCUGGUCUUCCAGCGCCCGCGGCACCACCUCCACCACCUCCGCCCCGCCGCCCCCAAUCCCAAUAAUGCAGCUCACCCACGCCGACCGCCACUCACCCGCAGCGGGCAUGGGCAUCGGGGGCACGCGCUCGCCGUGCACGCAGACGCUGGCGGCGUCGGCGGUGCCGGUGCGGCUGGGGUCGGGGUGGCUGGCGGCGAGCGUGGCGUCGGCCGUGUUCGGGACGCCGCGGGCGCUGGGGGCGCCGGGGGAGACGGGGGCGGUGGCGGGGCGGUUCGCGGAGGCGGCGAGGGUGGCGGCGGAGGCGGGGUGGGGCGGCGUGGAGGUGUUGGCGGGGGGUGGGGGGUUGUUGGCGACCUUUCUUUCUGCGGAAAGUAACCACCGGACGGAUGCGUAUGGCGGGUCGGCGAGGAAGCGGGCGAGGAUGGUGGUGGAGGUUGUGGAGGCGAUACGGAAGGUGACGCCGGAGGAGGGGUUUUGUGUGGGUGUGAAGUUGGAUUCGGCGGAUUGUCAGACGGGUGAGGCGAUGGAGGAGGCGAUUGAGCAGAUUGGGGCGAUUUUGGAGGCUGGGAUUGACUUCUUGGAGAUCAGUGGCGGGUUAUAUGAGGAUCCGUGGAUGAUGGGCGGCGCCGGCGACGAAGAUGAAGAAGAAACUUCGGCGCGCGAAGCCUUCUUCCUAGACUUCGCAAGGUCGAUCCGCGGCCACUUCCCCUCGCUGACGCUCAUGGUCACUGGCGGGUUCCGCACGCGGCUGGGCAUGGAGGCGGCAAUAGCAGGCGGCGGUACCGACGGUACAUCAGCCUGCGACCUCGUCGGCAUCGGCCGGCCGGCGGUGUUGCAGCCCUCGGCGCCCAGGGACGUCAUCUUCAACCCGGACGUUGCGGACGAGGACGCCCGACUGCGCGAGGAGAAGGUCGAGGUGCCGAGGUGGGCGAAGCUGAGUGGCAUCAGGGCGGUGGGUUUGGGGGCUACGAGUGCUUGGUAUAGCGGCCAGAUACGGAAGUUGGCCAAAGUGAAAUGA
This is a messenger RNA of Diplodia corticola, 1452 nucleotides long. RefSeq names its product nadh:flavin oxidoreductase nadh oxidase. The record is from RefSeq and is a predicted model, not a curated record. The transcript has 6 exons. The coding region runs from base 1 to 1452 and encodes 483 amino acids. NCBI's taxonomy places the organism in Eukaryota, Fungi, Ascomycota, Dothideomycetes, Botryosphaeriales, Botryosphaeriaceae. Gene Ontology annotation, molecular function: oxidoreductase activity; FMN binding.